AUGUUUGCACGUAAUCGUGACACAACAAAUUCUUCACAACUGAAAGAAAAACUCGGACAUCAAUUGACUUUAAUGUGUUGUAAAGAUCUUCUUCCAUUUUCAAUUGUUGAAAAUGAAGGUUUCCAAGAUUUCUUAAUCUCUAACAAAAUCGUUAAUACGAAAUAUGAUAUUCCAUCAGGAACUACCUUAUCACCUCUGAAUCUUAAUAAAAUUUAUAAUGUAUGUCUUGAUAAAACAAAAGAACAAAUAAAGUUAUUAACAAACUACCCGACGAUAGCAUGUGAUGCAUGGACUGACAAUUUAAGAACGCAACCAUUUAAUGAAGCUCAUACAGGUGAAUCAAUAAAAGAUCUUGUAUCGAAUGUUUUAAUUGAAUUUGGUAUAAAUCCAAAUAGUGUGUUGGAUAAAGAUGCAAAUAUGCGCAAAGCUUGGAGAUUGUUAAAUGUUAUUCAUAUAUUUUGUGUUGAUCAUGGAAUUCACAAUUUGUUAAUGAAGAAUUGUUUUCAUAAUAUGAAUUACGUUUCAGAAAUAUUAGAUAAAAUUCAAUCAAUUAUUAACAAGCUUCGUUAUCGUCAACAUGAACUUGAAAAUGAAUAUUUUCGAUCGAAUGAAAAACGUUUUAAUGAUUUGCUUUUAUCCAUCGAUAAAGCUGAUGAAAUCAUAGAUGCAGAUUUAGCUUCGACAUAUAUUGAUGCUGAUGAUACACAAGUAUUGAAUGAAAAAUUAGAAUGA
Messenger RNA from Rotaria sordida, 732 nucleotides. The record is from the annotation of a GenBank genome assembly. Lineage: Eukaryota; Metazoa; Rotifera; Eurotatoria; Philodinida; Philodinidae.